This is a messenger RNA of Bathycoccus prasinos, 234 nucleotides long. Its product is annotated as 40S ribosomal protein S11. Gene Ontology annotation, biological process: translation. Gene Ontology annotation, molecular function: structural constituent of ribosome. The coding region runs from base 1 to 234 and encodes 77 amino acids. The transcript has a single exon. NCBI's taxonomy places the organism in Eukaryota, Viridiplantae, Chlorophyta, Mamiellophyceae, Mamiellales, Bathycoccaceae. Gene Ontology annotation, cellular component: cytosolic small ribosomal subunit; ribosome. The record is from RefSeq and is a predicted model, not a curated record.
AUGAACCGCACCAUCAUCCUCCGCAUGGAUUACUUGCACUUUAUCAAAAAGUACCAGAGAUACGAAAAGAGACACUCGAACAUUGCCGCGCACAUUUCCCCGGCGUUUCGAUGCAAGGAAGGCGACAAGGUUGUCGUCGGCCAGUGCAGACCGUUGUCCAAGACUGUUCGUUUCAACGUCUUGAAAGUCAUCCCGGCUGGGGCCUCUUCCGGGAAAGGUUUCGUCGCGAACUAA